Messenger RNA from Fusarium subglutinans, 465 nucleotides. RefSeq names its product erythromycin esterase. The transcript has a single exon. Gene Ontology annotation, biological process: response to antibiotic. Bases 1 to 465 code for a protein of 154 amino acids. NCBI's taxonomy places the organism in Eukaryota, Fungi, Ascomycota, Sordariomycetes, Hypocreales, Nectriaceae. The record is from RefSeq and is a predicted model, not a curated record.
AUGUUCGAAACUCUUACGAGACUUUUGGAACAUCGCGGUCGUGAUUACAAACCCAUUGUCUGGUCACAUAACAGCCACGUCGGUGAUGCCCGGGCCACCAGCAUUGGAUGGUCAAAAGAGGAAAUCAACAUCGGGGAUCUCUGCAAGAAAAGAUUUGGAGCCCAGGCUCUCAGUACUGGCACAGGCACAAAUACAGGCACAGUGGCUGCAGCCCAGGACUGGGACGGUAACAUGAACAUUAUGGAGCUUCAGGCACGGCUCCCGGGCAGCUAUGAGGAGUUCAUGCAUGCUGCGGGCAUUGAUCUCUUUGUUCUUGAUCUCCGUAAAGGCAGAUGCGGUAAAAGGCUACGAGAAAUUCUGAACGAGAAAAGGCUGGAAGGGUUUAUUAGUCUGCUGUACAUUGACAAGUCGAAACACGUUGGGACGUUGGUGGUUCCAGCCCAAGGCACCUCGGGAGUACCAUGA